Cadophora gregata is the source of this 3671-nucleotide messenger RNA. RefSeq lists its product as uncharacterized. Gene Ontology annotation, biological process: regulation of DNA-templated transcription. NCBI's taxonomy places the organism in Eukaryota, Fungi, Ascomycota, Leotiomycetes, Helotiales, Ploettnerulaceae. The record is from RefSeq and is a predicted model, not a curated record. The transcript has 3 exons. Gene Ontology annotation, molecular function: DNA-binding transcription factor activity, RNA polymerase II-specific; zinc ion binding. Bases 172 to 2046 code for a protein of 624 amino acids.
CCCUAACACUAGCGAGCAUCGCCUGAUUUGUAGGCUCCCGCAGGAGUGGUUAGUCAUUCUAGGCACUGUGCCCUGCUUAGAAAUCAACUCGCCAACCUCCAGCCGUCCCAACCACCAUAACCCCGCCAUCGAUCAUGCCAGAGAAACACAGCGGCUCCGUAUUUCUCAAUCAUGGAUCGACGAUUACGAGUCCGUACCGGCUGUAUAACGUGUCGAAAGAGACGUGUGAAAUGCGACGAAGCCAAACCAGCUUGCGCUCGCUGUCGGGUUGCGAACUUCGAAUGUGGUGGAUACGACCCUCCACGGUCAGCAGGGGAUACCCCGCGCGUGCGAUCUUCAUCAAGAACAUCGCCUCAACAUAGCUCCUCCCGUGAAGGUUCUUCGGAGCUGGUGCAGGAUCUAGCAUGGCGACAUACCAAUUGGAGAAUGGAAGAGUUACCUCUCUAUCAUCACUUCAUCACGACUACAGCGGUUCGGCUAUUUCGGAAUGACCAUAUCGAGUUUUGGCGAGAUCAGGUGGCUCAGAUGUCUUUUGGUGUUGAUAUCGUGUAUGAAGCACUUCUAGCGAUUGGAGCGAUGCAUCGAGCUACUCUUUUGGCUUGCCAGCAUCGGGAUCUUCAGGGUGCGGCUCAGCUGAAGGUUUUGGGACUGAAAUCAUAUGGAAAGACGUUGCAAAUGCUUCCGACUUAUUUGGGGAGUAAAUCUGUGCCGGAUGUUCUGGCAAUCAUGGCGGUGCUCAUGCUUCUUGCAUAUUUUGAGUGUUUCAUGGAGAAUCCGAAAGGUGCCUUCGGACAUCUCUGGGCUGCAAUACAAGUUAUGAGGAGAUCUGAACAACAGCUUUCGGAGCGAGAAAUCUCCAACAUGAUCCCAGUCUACGAUGCAAUGCUACGAUUAGACUUUCUCGCUCAGAAGGUAGUCCCCUAUGCUUGCUCAUCCUUCCUUCAAUUCUCAGAUAGAGCAAUUAUGGAGCGUCCAUUUUGGAAUCGAUCUGCAAUCGAAUACUGCGGGAUGACUCUCAAUGAUCGAAUAGCCAGUGAAGGCUUCCGUCAGAUACAGAUUAUUUGCGCACACAACACUUUUUCUCGCGUUGUUUGGGGAUGUUGGAGUCCUGUCUCCGAACGUCCAAAUCGUGCCGAACUGCUGGGUUUCUACUCAGAGAUGCAACUUUGGAAAGCGAACUCACCAGGGACGUUUGAGAGCUGUCAUGAAUUGGAAGUGAUACAAGCGCUUGACCCAGAAGACGUUGAAACACACCCCAUUCCGCCACCCGUUUGCAGGUUUGCUUGUAAUGAUGCAGCUCUCAACCUGGCUACCGCGAAUUGCUAUCUUGGCUGUGCGGUGGCGAUGAUCAGUACCACAGAUCCAGAUCCCUGGCCACGAGAACUGGAAGCUUUCAAUCUUGUCUACCAAACUCUUUGCAUUGGUGCUGGUCUAACAGGGAGAGAUAACCAGAACUCGUCGAAACCAUACAAGCCUUGCGAUGCAGUGAACAUGGGAAUUUCAACACUUUUGUAUCACGGAGCUCGCCGUUGUUAUUCAGUAGCAUGGCAGCAGUGGAUUAUUGACACAUUGCGGGUGAUUGGCCACGAAGGACUAUCGAAUGGGUUUGCGAUGGCCAAUACACUGGAUGUCAUGUGUCAGUUGCAAGCGAAGAUGAAUCGCAACAACCCGGAACGGCUCGGUGUAAACUCCUAUCUCGGUCCGCUACGCAGCAGGUUGAUUCCCCUACUAAUGCCAGUCUCGGAAGAUGGCGAGAUACUAGCAUUUUACAUGAGGUACGGUUACACUGAGCUUGACAACGAUGAAGAUGCCGUCCAAGUCGUUGCUAAGGCUACCUGGAAACAAGACCCGCAAGGAGUCAUGCAAGCUAUGAAGGUUGAGAUAUAUGAUAGCGUGAUAUCAGACGACUUGUACUUGCCAAUAAGGCCACAUGCUUUCGAUCUUUUUGACUCCUGGCGGCAGGCAGUACAAGGAGGCUGGCAUGGCUAUCUGUCCACCAAUGUCCGAGAGGGAUUUAUCGAACCGCCGCAAGAUCUCGUUCUCUGAGCAUGGGAAAUUCAGGCAGGAAAUAAACGAGACGUAGUCAAUCAGAACUAAUAUCCUUCGACGGUCAUACUCGGUGGUUGGGCACACUCUCUAUGCAGCAGGAUAAGCCUUAAUCUUCUCCAACAGCGCCUCAGCAAACGGCUUCGCACUCGCCGGAUUCUGGCCCAUCACCAACCUUUUCGUAGUACUAACAACCACAUGCGGCUCCCAAGCUUUCUUCGCCUUCUCAUAAAGUCCUCCACUCGCUUCAUUCAGUGCAUUCUCCAAAUGAAACGGCAUAUCCUUCUGUCUAUCCACAUCAAUCUCCUCCUGGCCGCUAAACCCAGUGAUCCUCUCUCCGGUCACAAGGAGAGUUCCAUCAGGGAGCCUUGCUUUGAGAAGCGCGGCAGUACCAUGGCAGACGGUUGAGAUGAUACGGUCUGCGAGGUAGAAUUCUUGGAUGAGUUGUGCAGAUGUGGGAUUGUCGGAGAGGUCGAACAUGGCUAGAUAUUUAUCCUCAGCAAGUGUGCUUAUCAAAAUCAAAAGAAAAAGGUACACUCACGUCCAAACCCGCCAACAUAGAGAAUAGCAAUGAAAUCCUUUGCUUUUCCCAGGAAUGACUCCAGCUUCUCCGUCUCAAGCCACAGCUUCGAUUUCGUAGCUGCGAACUCGACGCAGUAUGCGUCCUUUUUGAAGAGUUCGAUGGACACCGGAUCGAGGAUUGUGGCGCCGCCUUUGGGAGAUGCCAUUACUAUGUCGCAGUAUGGAGAUAGGACUUCGUAUGGGUGGGCUAGCUCUGGCUGAAUGAAUGAUUGUGAGACGCAUGCGUAGUGAGCUGAGCAAUGAUGUUCUUACCAGGUACCAUCCUGCGGAGUGCGAGGACAAGACAGUCAAAAUUCUUGGCUUGGUCAUUUUUCCAGAGUGUGUAGUCUGAGCAAUGAUCUUAACAAUAAUAUCUUCGUGAUUGAUAAAGACUUUGGAGGUGGGUUUUUCGAUGCAGCAUGGGCAAUGCAAGUGGCGAGUUCGAGAUAUAUAUGCAUCGUCCUCAGUACAGCCGGCUCCACAAAGCACAGCAUCAGCAUCAGAGACAUCGCAUCAUAUCACCCCCUCAUGUCUACUCCAUGUCCGAUCGAUCACAUCUUUAGCUCCAUUCCUCAAUCAAUGAUUCCGAAUCCUCACUUUCUGACAGAUCCAUUUGCACCACCUAUCACCAUCUUUCACUCAACAGCCCUUCCCCCCAAACCUUGAACGCAUAGGAAACACCGAACAUGGGUAUCUUGAUCUCGAUUAGCCAGUAUCGGCACUGGUUUACAGGGCCGGCCGAUACAGCUCCUCUCAUUGGCGCGGAACUAACCGGGAAGCAAUUCAGAGACUAGAUAUGAGUGUUGAUAGUAUCACUGCUGUGCUCGCUUAACUCGCUUCGCUCGGAACGAGGUGGAGAUGAUACCACGGCAAGCGACCAGUUUCUUAUUUGUGUAGCAGCUUGGUUCUGGAGCUCCGCGUCUAUGUGUGUUUAUGUUUUGUCAGGUUUUGGAUAACAGGAAAAACUUGGUUCUAGAGGGCCAGUGCAGUGUUCUUUGAUAAGCAAAAAAGGGCUAUAUUUCCGCCACAGAAGGACUGCCAUGAACAUUCAACCUGUCUCUAAC